This is a messenger RNA of Hyaloscypha bicolor E, 2001 nucleotides long. RefSeq lists its product as uncharacterized. NCBI's taxonomy places the organism in Eukaryota, Fungi, Ascomycota, Leotiomycetes, Helotiales, Hyaloscyphaceae. The coding region runs from base 1 to 1833 and encodes 610 amino acids. Gene Ontology annotation, molecular function: DNA binding; DNA-binding transcription factor activity, RNA polymerase II-specific; zinc ion binding. The record is from RefSeq and is a predicted model, not a curated record. The transcript has 8 exons. Gene Ontology annotation, biological process: DNA-templated transcription; regulation of DNA-templated transcription.
AUGGAUGCAGGUACAUCAAGGAGACGGCGAGGAAUCGGAUUUGUUACGCCAAAUGCUUGUGUGGAAUGCCGAAAGAGGAAGGCUAAGUGUGACGGGGAAACGCCGUGUGGGAGAUGUGUCUCUCAAAAUGUCACAGAAUGUAGUUAUGAUGUGCCUGUUAGACAAUCCAAAGAAGAGAUGAGGUCAGAGAUUCAGCGACUUAGAGAAGAUCAAAAGCGCACUAACAGAAUACUUGAUGCACUGUCUUCGGAUAAUUCAGUGGACAUCCUGGAUCGGCUGCGAAACGGAGAGUCGCUUGAAAGCAUCUCCAGAACAAUGGAAAAUUUUGCAUCCCCCUCAGCCUCAAAUUACUCAGUACAUGAUCGUCUACAGGACAUGGCGGGCUCGACACCAUGCUUCACGGUUCCUUCUACUGCAUGUCAUUCACCCCCAGAUCUCUUGAGACACCAUAGUCCGAGGCAUCACAAUGAAUCUUGGACGGCGGUCACAUCUGACGGAGCCUUGUAUCCGAUAUUCGCGACGGUUAGUAAAGAGCAUUUCAUGGAAGAUUAUAGGAAGGGAAACACUAGAUAUUGCUCUUCAUUGCUAGUCAAUGCUCUUCUAGCGCUGGCCUGUCGCUUCUCGGAUAGACCUAAUAUUCUACAUGACCCCCAUGAUCGAACAACGGCUGGCGAUACUUUCUUCACGGAAGCUCUGAGACUCCUCUACAAAAAAACUGAUCCUAGCUGUGGCCGCAUUAGCGAAAGUAGUUUCCUCUCCGGGCAGUCAAUACGGCUGGCUGUCGAGAUGGGAUUGCAUUUAGAAAGCACAUAUGACGAUGUCGAUGGUGAUGACUCCGAGAAGUCGGUUUAUAAAGCAACCUUCUGGGGCGCCUUAUCGUUGAACGAGAUGCUUUCACUUUGUACAGGCUCUCUCCCGCAACUUUCCCAGCAAAUCAAGCUUCCAGCCAAGCCAGCUAUCAUACAACGCGUAGAAGAAGCUUUAUGGGUUCCUUACACCGACGGCGGAGCACCACUAGAUCGACAAUUCUCUCAGCCUUCCAAUCUCCGAACCGUGUACACAACGUUCUGCGAACUUUCGGAAAGGGUUCAUAACGCGCUUUAUACUCUGUACACUCCAGGCUCUGAAAUCACUAGUGGAGCCUUGGUUGAGUUGUACAAUCACUACAUCCAUUGGUACGAUACAAUGCCUGAGAGCCUUCGACUUGGGCAAAAUUUCACGCCGGCAGUGUUGUUUGCGCAUCUAUUUUACCACUCUGCCACGCUCCUGCUCUUCCAACCAUUCAUCAAUUUGAAACUCACCACAUUUGGUGUCUUGCCACGAGAUGUGUGUAAUCAAGCAGCCAAUGCAGUCACUGGCAUCGUCAAAUCUUACGCGAGUCUUUACACGCUGCGACUUACACCGUCAUUUGUGCCUUACUUCGUCUUGAUCUCUGCUAUCAUCCAUCUAGUCGCAGUCAAAACCGAUCCUUCGAACUCUGAAGUGAGAGGGAAACUGCUGCAGGGAAUCUCGGAUCUAGAAGAAAUGGCCAAAUGUCAUGCGUUUGCUCUGCGAGCCAUUGAUGCCCUUCGAUACCUGGCAUACGUCUGGGAUGCUGACGUUUCCUUCAGCACUAGCAACCGAGAUUUAACAGACUUUUAUCGUUUGUCUUCCGCAACACCCGACCAAUUCUCCCCUGAUACUAGCAUCUUGCAGACGCUACAAAGCAUACAACCGGUGCUAUCUUCAAAGGAUCACUUUCUGUUCUCGCCUUUCCCUACCCAAGGACUCCCAUCAGUUGCCACCGGUACAAAGCUCGAGCAGGGAGGCUUUACGGUAGUAUCGGAGGAUUAGAAGAAAAGCUGGGCUUGAAGGCAACUCUCAAGAUAGGAUCAUAGGAAGACUAUUUGAGAGGAUAAUGUUGUUCAAUCCACCAUGGUUAAUAACUUUGAUAACUGGCUCGACUCGUGUAGAGUAGACGACUGUUUCAUUCCAAAGUAUUAGUAAUGUUAGAUUUCUGUU